CUUCAACGGCACUAAAAAGCCAUGCAAAGCACAAAAGCUCUGCUCUAACCAUAUGUUUUCCGACAGUUUUACUUUUCAUCUAUUUUGGACUCAAUGUGUGUAUUUGUACUGAAUGUGAUUGUGAAAAUGAUGCGGAUGCAGCGUUUGCUGUUAAGUUAUUUAGUGAAAUUAUAGUGAAUUAACACGCUGCGUUCGUUAAAAUGAAAUUUGCCGAACACUUGAGCGCGCAUAUAACACCGGAAUGGCGAAAACAGUACAUAAACUAUGAGGAAAUGAAGGCAAUGCUGUAUGCGGCCGUGGAGCAAGCGCCCUCCGCUGAGCUUGUCGAUCCGGAGGUGCUGUCACGUUAUUUUGCCAAAUUCGAUGAACAAUUCUUCCAUUACUGCGACAAGGAGUUAGCCAAAAUCAACACAUUCUACUCCGAAAAGAUGGCUGAGGCCACGCGCAAAUAUGGCAAUCUCCGCAGUGAACUUAGCGAAACGCUAGAGAUGGGCGCGGUGAAGAAACAACCUGCCUGGAAGUCGAAAACACCAUUGGGCAAGAAGAAUGUGCCAGCGCGCAAAAUACAGGAUCUCAAAUUAGCAUUUAGUGAAUUUUAUUUGGGUCUCAUUUUACUACAAAACUACCAGAAUUUAAAUUUCACCGGUUUUCGUAAGAUACUAAAGAAACACGAUAAGCUCUUGAAUGUUUGCGAUGGUGUUAAAUGGCGUGAGGAGUAUGUAGAGGCGGCACAUUUCUAUGUUAACAAAGAUAUAGAUCGUUUAAUUCAUGAAACCGAGCGCGCUUUCACCAACGAUAUUGAGGGCGGCGACCGGCAGAAGGCAAUGAAGCGUUUGCGCGUACCGCCCUUGGGCGAACAACAAAGUCCGUGGACCACUUUCAAAGUUGGUCUUUUCUCGGGCGCUUUUGUUGUACUCUUCCUUACCGUCAUCUUGUCAGCUAUAUUUCAUGGUUUUGGCGAUGAUUGGCGCGUGGGUCUGCGCAUGUUUCGUGGCCCCUUUCUCAUGAUUGAGUUUCUCUUCUUGUGGGGCGUCAAUGUGUAUGGCUGGCGUUCGUCUGGCGUUAAUCAUGUGCUCAUCUUUGAACUGGAUCCACGUAAUCACUUGUCCGAGCAGAAUAUCAUGGAAGUGGCUUCGGUAUUUGGCGUAAUUUGGGCUAUUUGUGUGCUCUGUUAUAUUUAUUGUGACCCUUUGGGCAUACCACAAUAUUCGGCACCCAUUUUUCUUUACACUUUGAUGCUUGCAUUUUUGCUCAACCCAACGAAGACAUUUCAUCACGAGGCGCGUUAUUGGGCCGUACGCGUGCUGAGCCGCGUGGUAAUGGCACCAUUCUUCUUUGUGACAUUUGCGGACUUUUGGCUGGCCGACCAAUUGAAUAGCAUUGUGCCUGCCUUCCUCGAUAUACCCUUUAUUAUUUGCUUCUUCGGUGAGAAUCCCAGUUGGCAUAAAACGAGUUAUGGUGGCAGCACUUGUGUGCAGGACAUAUCCAUGGUACGUCCAAUUGUCGCUAUUUUGCCGGCUUACUGGCGAUUCGGUCAGUGUAUCCGUCGCUAUCGUGAUACACGUGAAGCUUUUCCGCAUCUGGUUAAUGCUGCUAAGUACGCGACAUCCUUUUUUGUGGUGAUAUUCUCAUAUAAGUUUCAGAUAACCUCAGACGGCUACUUCACAUCGAAGGAUAAUCCUUGGUUUUAUUGCUGGAUAGUGGCGGCCAUUGUGUCCUCAUGUUAUGCUUACACGUGGGAUAUUAAAAUGGAUUGGGGCCUCUUUGACGCCAAGGCUGGUGAUAAUCGCUUUUUGCGUGAAGAAAUUGUCUACUCGUCGACGUGGUUCUACUACUUUGGCAUUGUGGAAGACUUAGUGCUGCGUUUCGGUUGGACCGUUUCGAUGAGCCUAAUUGAGGCUGGUUAUAUGGAGGGUGAUGUAAUGAUGACCAUACUCAGUCCGUUGGAAGUGUUUCGUCGUUUUAUUUGGAACUAUUUUCGCUUGGAAAACGAACAUUUGAAUAAUUGCGGUAAAUUUCGUGCAGUACGUGAUAUUUCGGUGGCGCCCAUGGAUUGCUCGGAUCAGACGACAAUUUUACGCAUGAUGGACGAGGAGGACGGCGUAGUCAACCGACGUGGCAAAACUAAAGGCCUAUCGAAGAAGAAGGAGCAGCAACGCCUGUUGCUUCUACAAGGCGAAUCUGUCGAAGAUUUAUGCUCUUAAAUGGGCAAAGGCUUUGCAUUUUGUUUUAAAUUUAAUUUAUGGAGCAUAGAGUAUAUAUAUAUAAAAGUGUAUAAAAUAACAAGGAACAUAACAAUUGGGUAGCGAAGUUGUAAUAUAAGAUGUGAUUAAUUUCAAUUAAUGUUGCAAUUAAAUGUUUAUAUACAUACAUAUCCAUAUGUAAUGUAGGUAUGUGUGUAGAUAGUGCUCGUUGUAUUGUAGCAAAAAUGGAAGAAAGAGAGCGAAUUUCAUGCUUCAGCCACGAGUAACGUAUACAGACAAAUUUUUAUAUACCUAUACAUAUUUUAUUUCACUCUAUGUACUUAUGUAAUUUCCUUAUAUGCCAAAAGAUCAAAGUAGUAGUUAGAAACCGAAUACUGUUCAAAAAAAUACUGCAUAGAAAAAAAACAAUUCGCGCAGAAAAUACAUAUCCACACAUUUGCUAUUUUUAAAUUAAUUUAAUAAAGGCAGUCAUAGAAUUAAUACAAUUUAAAUUACAAUACUCAUGUCUAACUUUUAAGAACUUUUACAGUGGGUAUAAAUACAUAUAUAUGUAUUAGAUAUAUGCUUAUGGCUGUCUAAAGUUGUGGCCUCAUAGCCACUUAUAUCGAAAGGUGCGCACAAAUUUAUCUUUUAUAAAUUGUAUUUAAUUGUUUUUUUCUGAUUUGUGUUUUUUUUAAAUAUAUACUUUUCUUUUGUGUACUCGCAAAACAAAUUCUAUUUUCUUUCUGCAGAAUGAAUCAACAAAACAUAACAUACAAUUUUGUUGUUAUUCUCUUUUACAUUGUUUGUCUACACCAAUUUAAUGUAAUUGAACUUUUCAUGUUAAAUAAAUGUUUAGAGAAAUGCUGUUUACAAA
Bactrocera oleae (olive fruit fly) is the source of this 3060-nucleotide messenger RNA. It is a transcript of the gene PXo, whose product is annotated as P[[i]]-sensitive XPR1 orthologue. Gene Ontology annotation, biological process: cellular response to phosphate starvation; phosphate ion transport. The record is from RefSeq and is a predicted model, not a curated record. NCBI's taxonomy places the organism in Eukaryota, Metazoa, Arthropoda, Insecta, Diptera, Tephritidae. Gene Ontology annotation, molecular function: inositol hexakisphosphate binding. Gene Ontology annotation, cellular component: plasma membrane; cytoplasm; Golgi apparatus.